AUGGGCGGCAAGGAUGUGUACAUGGUGAUCGGUGGAAGCGGCUUCCUGGGCCGACACAUGGUCAAGGCGCUCCUGGCGCGGGGCGACAGCGUCUGUGUAUUCGACAUCGUCCAGCGCUACGACGACACGCCCUUCUACCCGGGCGACAUCAGCGACGAGGCCCAGGUCUCCGCCGCGCUCGCUGCUAGCGGCGCGACAUGCAUCAUCCACACCGCCUCGCCCAUGCACGGCGUCGGCGACCCUGCGCUGUACUGGAAAGUUAACGUCGACGGCACAAAAGCGGUCGUGGCCGCUGCUGUCGCGAACCACGUGCCGAAACUCGUGUAUACCAGCUCUGCCGGUGUCGUGUUUGACGGUCACGACAUCAUUGAUGGCGAUGAGCGCUUGCCGUACCCCGAAAAGGCGAUGGACGCGUACAACGACUCCAAGGCUCGCGCCGAGCAGAUCGUCCUCGAGGCCAAUGGCAAGGGCGAUCUCCUCACUGUCGCACUCCGUCCUGCCGGUAUCUUUGGCCCGGGUGAUCGCCAGCUCCUCGUCGGCGCGUUGAAAGUCCUCGAGGACGGCAAGACGCACUACCAGAUCGGCGACAACACCAACCUCUUCGACAUCACCUACGUGGACAACAUCGUACACGCGCAUCUGCUCGCCGCAGAAAAGCUCACUCCUCCACCGCCCUACAACCCCAAAAAAGUUCGCGCAGAGCUCGACAUCCCGCUCGCGUUUGUCGACUUGACCACAGGCAAGCGCCGCGUGCCCACCUCCGCUGCACGGCCUCUCGGCCCCUACGUCGAGCGUCCGCCAAACGCCGACGAGCUCGAGGCGAACUGGGCCGCUCCGCCUCCACCCCACCGUGCACCUGGUCGUACACGUUUCGACCCGUUAAGCGACGGUGCGCUCGUUCGCGCGGAGAAGAACCCUCUCCAAGUAGCCGGAAGCGUAUUCUUCAUCUCCAACGGCGAACCCGUAUAUUUCUGGGACCUCAUGCGCACAAUCUGGCGCGCCGCGGACCCCGAGAAGUACCCGGCUCGCGGUGUUAUUGCUAUCCCUCGUCCGCUUGGCUUCAUUCUGGCUAGCUUGUCGGAGGUCGUGGGGUGGAUCACUGGUCGCGAGCCGAACUUCACGACGUUCAGGGUUAGGACUGUCAGUGCGCAUAGGUGGCAUAACAUUGAGAGGGCUAGGAGGGCUCUUGGGUAUGAGCCUAUUGUGGGUAUGGAGGAGGGGAUCAGGAGGACAAUGCAGUGGUGGAAGGAGGAACAGGCAGCGAAGAAAGCUUGA
Molecule: messenger RNA, 1275 nt
Organism: Peniophora sp. CBMAI 1063
Lineage: Eukaryota; Fungi; Basidiomycota; Agaricomycetes; Russulales; Peniophoraceae
Source: the annotation of a GenBank genome assembly